This is a messenger RNA of Cervus elaphus (red deer), 3154 nucleotides long. RefSeq names its product PR/SET domain 13 (gene PRDM13). NCBI's taxonomy places the organism in Eukaryota, Metazoa, Chordata, Mammalia, Artiodactyla, Cervidae. Gene Ontology annotation, cellular component: nucleus. The coding region runs from base 202 to 2331 and encodes 709 amino acids. Gene Ontology annotation, molecular function: protein binding. The transcript is spliced from 4 exons. The record is from RefSeq and is a predicted model, not a curated record.
ACUCCGCGCCCUUCCGCUCGCGGUGCCAAAAGGCGCCCGCCCAGAUUGAAAAGGCGCAGUGCAUGCCCGGCCGCGUCACUCUGCGGGUGCAGGACGCACGUCGGGGCGCGGCUCGCCGGCUCGCGCGCGGCUCCGGCUCUGUCACUCGCGUCCUGCCGAGGACCGGCGCACCCCAGCGCCUGCCUGGCGGCGGCGGCAGCAAUGCACGGAGCCGCCCGCUCUCCGGCCACCAGCGUGAGUGCCGACUGCUGCAUCCCAGCCGGCCUGCGCCUCGGGCCGGUGCCCGGGACCUUCAAGCUGGGGAAGUACCUGUCAGACCGCAGGGAACCUGGGCCCAAGAAAAAGGUGCGCAUGGUGAGAGGGGAGCUGGUGGACGAGUCGGGGGGCUCCCCCCUGGAGUGGAUAGGGUUAAUCCGGGCAGCCAGGAACCCCCAGGAACAGACUCUGGAAGCUAUUGCAGACUUACCCGGAGGACAGAUCUUCUAUCGAGCCCUUCGAGACGUCCAGCCAGGAGAGGAGCUGACCGUGUGGUAUUCCAACUCUUUGGCGCAGUGGUUCGACAUCCCCAUCAUUGCAACGCCAACGCACGACGAGAAAGGGGAGGAGCGCUACAUUUGCUGGUACUGCUGGAGGACGUUUAGAUAUCCCAACAGCCUUAAAGCACAUCUACGUUUCCACUGCGUGCUCAGCAGCGGCGGGGGCCGCGCCUACCUGCACCACGAGCAGGCGGCUCGCCAAGGCGCUGCCCCGGCCGCGGAUGGCCUUCGCCUUUCCCCGAAACCCCCGGCGUCAGAUUUCGCUGCGGCCGCCCCGGCGAGCACUCUUCGACCGCACCCGCAGGUCCCACCGGCCCCUCAGGCUUGCGGAGCGCGGGAGAGCAUCAAGCGCGAGGCCUCCUCUGCGCCCUCCGCCACGUCGCCGACCCUGGCCAAGUGGGGGCCUUCCAAGAAGGGAAAGGAGCAGCCGGACCGCGCUCUGGACAUGAGUGGUGCCGCCCGAGGACACGGCCACUUCCUGGGCAUCGUGGGCGGUUCCCCAGCGGGGGGCGGCGGCCUCGCUUUCUACCCGGGCGUGCGCUCGGCUUUCAAGCCCGCUGGCUUGGCCAGGGCAGCCGCCGCCGCGCACGGCGACCCCUACCGGGACGAGGGCGGCGGCAAACCCGGGGCCGGCCUGGCUUUAAGCAGGCUGCUGGGCGGGGGACGGGCGGGCGGACACCCGAGAAGCGGGGAGAACCCAGCGGCUGGCGGCGCUGGCCACCACCAUCACCACCAUGCGCACCACCAUCACCAUCCCAAGUGCCUACUCGCGGGGGACCCGCCGCCGCCUCCUGGCCUGCCCUGCUCCGGGGCGCUGCGCGGCUUCCCUCUGCUCCCCGGGCCCCCGGAAGAGGCGUCUGCCUUCAAGCACGUGGAGCGCGCCCCGCCCGCCGCCGCCGAGCUGCCAGGAGCGCGUUACGCGCAGCUGCCCCCGGCGGCCGGGCUGCCCCUCGAACGCUGCGCGCUGCCACCCCUCGACGCCGGCGGCCUCAAAGGCUACCCGGGUGGCGAGUGCAGCCACCUGCCGGCCGUCAUGCCGGCCUUUACCGUCUACAACGGGGAGCUCCUGUACGGCUCACCAGCCGCCGCCGCUUAUUACCCGCUCAAACUGCACUUCGGCGGGCUGCUCAAGUAUCCGGAGUCCAUCUCUUACUUUAGUGGGCCCGCGGCGGCGGCCGCUCUGAGCCCGGCGGAGCUGGGCUCCCUGGCUAGCAUCGACCGAGAAAUCGCCAUGCACACGCAGCAGUUGUCGGAGAUGGCGGCCGGGAAAGGCCGCGGCCGCCUGGACGCGGGGACGCUGCCCCCGGCCGUCGUGGCGGCGGGCGGCGCCGGGGGAGGCGGCGGCGGGGGCGGCGGCGGCGGCGCGGGCAAGCCCAAGACGGGCCACUUGUGCCUCUACUGCGGCAAGCUGUACUCGCGCAAGUACGGGCUCAAGAUCCACAUGCGGACGCACACGGGCUACAAGCCGCUCAAGUGCAAGGUGUGCCUGCGGCCCUUCGGCGACCCCAGCAAUCUCAACAAGCACAUCCGGCUGCACGCCGAGGGCAACACGCCCUACCGCUGCGAGUUCUGCGGCAAGGUGCUGGUGCGCCGCCGGGACCUGGAGCGCCACGUCAAGUCUCGCCACCCCGGCCAGAACCUGCUCCCCAAGGCGGCCGACGGCCCGGGCGGCGAGCCUCACUACCCCCCGGAGCCGGGAGAGCCCAAGAGCGACAACGACAGCGACGUGGACGUCUGCUUCACCGACGACCAGAGCGACCCCGAGGCCGGGGGCGGUGGCGAGCGCGACUCGUAACGAGUCUUCCAGGGAAGGCGGGGAGUGUGGGGGCGUGGACAGAGAGAAGAGGGAGUUCUGCUCUGGGUGAAGAGGAGCUGCCGGUGGUGAGAAAGACCCGCCGGACAAAACCGGUUUGGUUUUGGUCGCUCGCCAGAUUUGGAACAGUGAGCGGUCCCAGGUCAGAUGCUGAAACUCUGAGCAAAGGUUUAGAGGCGUCUUUAGAUUUCUUUAGAAAUCUUGCCUUCCGAGCAUCCCCGGGACGACGGGUCCCAGCGCACUCCAGGCGCCUGAGCGCCGCGAAUAGGCUUCCUAUUCACCAACCCAGGCGGUUGACUCUCCAGGUUUCAGAUCACAUGAAUGGGAAGCCACAGCGCCCUCGAGGGCGUCGAUUUUAACUGCCGCGUAUUUUUAAAAUGUUCUUUUUUUGUGAAGAAAAUUGUGCCUUUUGAAACGACGUUUUGUGUGUGUAUUCUACAUUAGCAUUUCACUGCAUAGGCAAAAUAGUAGCCCCAAUUCUGUAGAUGUGACAUCCAUACCCUUGUUUCCAUUUCAUCUGUUUUCGUGUCAAAGACUACGCCUUGACGCAAUGAAUAUAUAGUGGUAGCAGGUGUACAAAUUGGUCAAGUUGCAAUUAUUUAUAAGAGAAUGAUGACAAAUGUAAAAUAUCUAAAGCAUGAGUCUUAAGAGCACGCAAUAUAUAAUUUUAAAGAAAAUACCCUAUUUGGUAGAGUACAAAUGUGAUGUAUGUUGUUUUAUAAUGAAUGAUGUAAAGUGGAUUCAGUAUUUUGGUCUUCGUUCCAGUUUGUGCAAUCUUUAAUAAAAAUAAAAAUUAAAAACAAGA